Molecule: messenger RNA, 506 nt
Organism: Panonychus citri (citrus red mite)
Lineage: Eukaryota; Metazoa; Arthropoda; Arachnida; Trombidiformes; Tetranychidae
Exons: 4
Coding region: 111-365 (84 amino acids)
Molecular function (GO): mRNA binding
Source: RefSeq, a predicted model, not a curated record
UCUAUUUGUUGAUCUAAAGAAGGAAAAAAAAUUUUUUCAAUUAACACGUGAAAUCUUGUUAAUCAUUUAUCGUUAAUUGUGAUUGAUUUUAUCAUAGAUUUUUACUAAUUAUGCCACCAGUAAAGUGUAUUGUGUCGAACAUUGCUUGGACCGUUGGUCGAGUUCAGCUUCGUGAAUAUUUUUCCCGAUUUGGUUCAUUGGCUGAAGUUUCAGUUAAAUUUAACAGAGAAACAGGAUUAUCUGAGAAAUUUGGUUUCAUCACUUUCAUCGAUAAACAAUCGUUUCUUUCUGCCGUAAAUCAAUCAAAUGAACAUUUUCUUGAAGGAUCAAUGAUGAGACUAAAACCAAUGCGAGAAUCAUCAUGAAAUGUGAAAACCCACCAAAGAAACAAAUUAAAUGAAAUCAUGUAGAAGAUUGAAAUCAUUGUACAUUUUAAUGUCAACUUUUUUUUCAUUAGAAAUUGAUAAUAAAAAGCUAAUUUAAAUGUAAAAAGUGUCUAAAAAUUA